CAAUGUCAAAAAAUUUUGGAUUUGGAAGUGUGAUGUAUUUUUGACGUCUACGCGAAAUUUCGACGAAUCUUGAUGCUGUGCUAAAAUAUUAAAGUAUAUAUUCUUUUGAGUGUUUAAUACAAUAAACAAAUACAAAUAUGGCCCUUUCCACCUUGCUUCGUACGCCAGUAUUGGCCGGCCGUGUCUUUACGCAACAAGUUUUUAAAUAUGGGUCUCUGAGCUGCUUGCAGCGACCCCUCGUCAGUAUGGUGCCAAGUAUGGCGCCCGUCAGCCAACAUGCAUUCAAGGAAGUCACCCACACACCUAUUAUUAACUCGGUGCGAUCUUUCCGUACAUCACCCGUGAGGCUUUCGGUCGAUAAGCCCCACGAUCACUCGAAACUGUGGGUGAUAGAGAAAACUGUAGCUGCUCUCAUGAUACCUAUGCUGCCUUUGGGCUUGAUGAUGCCAAACAAGAUCUUUGAUUCCGUCAUUGCUAUCCUCAUUUGUGCACAUUCAUUUUGGGGUCUGGAAGCGAUCGCCAUAGAUUACGUCCGCGCCAGUGUCGUGGGUCCCAUCCUGCCCAAAAUUGCCCUCGGGCUCGUAUACCUUAUCUCCAUAGCCAUGCUUGGCGGGCUCUUCUACAUCAUCGGCCAUGACGACGGCCUCGCGAACACCGUCAAACAAAUCUGGGCCAUCAAGUCUGACCGCCAAAAAUCAUAAAUGCGGUAAAAUAUAUGUUCACCUAGUAUUAGGAUUAGCUGAAGCUUUUAGCUCUAACUUUAACCUAAGAAUUUGAUAUCCACAUAGGUUUCAAUAAGGUUAUGAUUAUGAAAAUGAUAACUUCAAUAAGUAACGUUGUUGAUAUAUUUGUAAUUAGGUUAUUGUUACCGUUUAAAUGUGACAGCUGGCCGAUUAACUGUAGGAUCUUAUAGUUUGUGAAUAUUCGCGAGGUCCGUGGCUCGAGGAGAUUGCUCGAUUAUCUACCUGGCAAUGCUAUGGAUCAAUGAGUUAUAGCAACUCUGCAGGAAUAUAAACUCUGCAAUGUAAUGUGAUUAAUCGUUCACUUAAUUUUGAAAAUGUAACUUUUUUAUUACAUAAAUGAACGAGUGAAUGGUUGAAAUUAAUUCUGAAUUUGCAAAGUCUGACUGCAGAGUGGUGCGAAAAUGCAUUUGUUGUUGGGAUGUUAUAAAAACGAGGACAUUCUGAUUUCGGUUGGUUUUUAUUUUGAGUGAUGCUCAAAAAAUAUUUUGUCUUUUACGUAGUAAAAUGAUUUACAGAUUGCAGAGUGCUUGUAAUGUAAUUACUGGUACAUUGUGAUGUCUUUUAUUAAUAUUUUAAGUUGUUAAAGUUAAGAUUCCUGGUUUUUAUAACAUCCUCACGACUCGUAUUAGGUACUUAAUAGCACAAGAUCAUGAAAUUUCGUCGUUUAUCGAGUUAUUAUUUAUUAUUUUUACCAUUUAAUCAUUUGUUCUAAAUUGUAAAUGUGCUAUGUGGUUUAUUAUUAGAAUAAAUGAUAGUUGGAAA
Messenger RNA from Spodoptera frugiperda (fall armyworm), 1505 nucleotides. RefSeq names its product succinate dehydrogenase [ubiquinone] cytochrome b small subunit, mitochondrial (gene SdhD). Gene Ontology annotation, cellular component: mitochondrial envelope; membrane. The coding region runs from base 138 to 701 and encodes 187 amino acids. Gene Ontology annotation, molecular function: heme binding; ubiquinone binding. Gene Ontology annotation, biological process: mitochondrial electron transport, succinate to ubiquinone; tricarboxylic acid cycle. The record is from RefSeq and is a predicted model, not a curated record. Lineage: Eukaryota; Metazoa; Arthropoda; Insecta; Lepidoptera; Noctuidae. The transcript is spliced from 4 exons.